Amborella trichopoda is the source of this 2472-nucleotide messenger RNA. Its product is annotated as cytokinin dehydrogenase 5. The record is from RefSeq and is a predicted model, not a curated record. Gene Ontology annotation, biological process: cytokinin metabolic process. NCBI's taxonomy places the organism in Eukaryota, Viridiplantae, Streptophyta, Magnoliopsida, Amborellales, Amborellaceae. Gene Ontology annotation, molecular function: FAD binding; cytokinin dehydrogenase activity.
GUGAAGCGGUUGCAUUGCACUAGAAGCAUUUAAAUGGAGCCCUUUGUUUCAUAUAUUCGAGACAGCCGGUAUUACAAGAACAAGGGGGUUUUCAGUUUUCAGAUUUCAAAUUUCACCCCAAGCUUUGAUCCGAUUCUUCAAAUGUCAGAGAUACGGUAAAAGAUAGAGAACAGGGAAAGGAGGAAGAGAAUCGGGAAUUUGAGGAGAAGAUCUGUAAAGGAGGUCAGCAUACGUGAGCAUACGAGUUCCCACGACACACUGCAGCUGCCACAAGAUUUUGUUCCCUACGAGAAGCGCCAGAGAAGAUCUCGGCCCUUUAUUUCUCUCUCAAGACCUUAUAAAUACCCCUCGCCUCGCUCUUAUCUCCUCGGUGAAUCCCACUAAUUCUAACCGAGGCGCUUCUUAUUGCUCUGCCAUAGAAAGGGCUUCUCAUCUCUCUCGCUCUCUAAACUACCACCUUUCUCUCUCUCUAGCAAAACCAUCUUUCUCCUCAUCAACCACCCUUUCUCUCUCUAACAAGGUCAGUCUAUAUCACUCUAAAUAAACAGAGGGUGUUUCUAGAGAGAGAGAGAGAGAGGGCGAUAAUGGAGGAGAGAAAGAGCGUCUUAAUCACCGGAGCAAAGCUCCUGUUGCUUUUGGUGAUGAGCUGCCUAAUGGGGCUAACCCCCCAGGCCACCAAGCCUGGCGACGAACGAGCCACGUUUUUACCAAACUACAUGGCCUCGAACUUGAGCUUUGACGCCAGCCGCACGCGCCUAGCGAGCCGCGACUUUGGUGGCUUGACCGGGGCCCCGCCACAUGGCGUGCUCGUCCCGUCUUCGGUUCACGAAAUAGCGAAUCUAGUGCGCGUCGCCUAUGAGGCUGACGCGCACUUUCGCGUGGCAGCAAAGGGCCACGCCCACUCGAUUCAGGGCCAGGCCCAGGCGCCAGGUGGCGUGGUCAUAGAGAUGGAGGCUUUAAAAGGUUGCUUAUUCAACGUUGGGGUUCUGGAGAACGAGUCGUGUUCGUUUUCCUCUUCUUACAGUGUAGAGAGAGAGAGUGUAGAGAGAGAAAGUGGUGGUUCUUUGUAUUACGCCGAUGUUUGGGGUGGGGAGCUGUGGAUUGAUGUUUUGCAUGAGACGCUGAAGCAUGGAUUGGCACCAAGAUCGUGGACGGAUUAUUUGUAUCUGACGGUCGGAGGCACUUUGUCCAAUGCUGGGAUCAGUGGCCAGGCGUUUAAUCACGGCCCUCAAAUUAGCAACGUCUACGAGUUAGAUGUGGUCACAGGUAAAGGCGAGCUACUUACGUGCUCAAAACACCAAAACUCAGAGCUGUUUCAUUCUGUACUUGGUGGCCUGGGCCAGUUCGGCAUAAUCACUAGAGCCAGAAUCGCCCUCGAGCCAGCCCCACAAAGGGUGAGAUGGAUACGCGUCCUUUACUCAGAUUUCAACACCUUCACACGAGACCAGGAGCACCUGAUUUCAUUGCAUGGCCGCACCAAGUUCGACUACGUCGAAGGCUUUGUCAUUGUAGAUGAGGGCCUCAUAAAUAACUGGAGAUCUUCUUUCUUCUCUCCUAGAAACCCCAUCAAGCUCCAGUCCAUCGUUAGUGGCUCAAAGGGCACCGUUCUCUAUUGCUUAGAGGUCACAAAGAACUACGAUGAAGCCACGGCCGAUACAGUCGACCAAGAAGUGGACUCGUUGCUUAAAACACUGAGCUUUAUUCAAGGGUCGGUGUUCACCACUGACUUGCCAUAUAUUGAUUUCUUGGACCGCGUGCACAAGGCAGAGCUGAAGCUCAGAGCCAAGGGCCUGUGGGAUGUGCCCCACCCGUGGCUCAAUCUGUUCAUUCCUAAGUCCAAAAUCGCCGAUUUUGAUGCCGGCGUGUUCAAGGGUAUUCUCGGAAAGAAGACCAGUGGCCCAAUUCUCAUAUACCCCAUGAAUAAAAAUAGAUGGGACGAGAAAACCUCAGCUGUGACACCAGACGAGGACGUCUUUUAUUUGGUGGCGUUCCUGAGAUCGGCGCUCGAUAACGGGGAAGAGACACAGAGCUUACGUUAUUUGCAAGACCAAAACGAGAGGAUUUUGCGUUUUUGUGAAGAGGCUAACAUAGAGAUGAAGCAGUACCUUCCUCACCACACAAAACGAGCCCAGUGGGUCCAGCACUAUGGACCCAAAUGGGCCGAGUUCGAAGAGAGGAAGGCCACGUUUGACCCAAAGAACAUAUUGGCCCCAGGUCAGAGAAUAUUCUCUGCGGCCCAGCCCAUCAUCCUCCCAUCCGCCUCCUCAUCGUGACGACAUGUUCUCUGUCUCAGCUUUCUGUCUUUUCUCCCUCUAUCUCUCUCUGCUAUGUACAGAUUUUAUCCGUUAUUUUAAGGCCACCGAUAUGUACAGUGAGAUAAAAAUUUGUAUCCUUGUAUUUACCCGAAAUAGCAGGGUUACCCUUGAGGGGCUAGAAAUGAUAUUUGUGGCUCAAUUUGGGGGUAUUUUCUGA